AAUAUGGCCUAUAAAUUAUUCUGCUUCAAAAACCACUUUGCAAAAAUUUGCUGGAGCAGCCGUUUAGACACUGUAAAUCUAUAAAUACAUUUCUAUAUACUCUUUAGCACCCGAGAAAAACACAAAACAAGCACAACACGGGUCAUGGCACGAAACCAAGAAAAGGCGCAGUCCAUGCUAUAUCGCUUCCGCGAGGCACAAUCCAUAGAAAGCGGUCAGCACAAGCCCAAGGGGCGGCGGCCGCACCUGGCCUCUCAAGUAGACAGCCUCGACGAGGCCGAAAAAUGGCGGCGAGACGUAAUCCGUGAAGUCUCCCGCCUGGUAUCCAAAAUCCACGACCUCUCUCUGCCCGAGACGCAAAUUCGCGACCUCAACGACGAAAUAAACAAGCUCCUGCGCGUCAAAAACCACUGGGAUGCGCGGAUUCUUGAGCUCGGCGGCCCCGAUUAUAAGAAGAUCGGCCCAAAGAUGCUCGACCACCAGGGCAAGGAGGUGCCUGGGAACCGCGGCUACAAGUACUUUGGCCGGGCCAAGGACUUGCCUGACGUGCAGGAGCUGGUUGCGAGGCAGAAGGGAGGGUUGAAGCCCAAGAACAAUACCAGGGCGGAGAUGCUCAGGCGCGCGGACGCCGUUUACUAUGGAUAUGCUGACGAGGACGACGACGGCGAGCUGCUUGAGUACGAGCGCCAGGUGACCGAGCGUCGGAUUCAGAAGCUCCGCAGCGCCCACGACGCCACGCUCGAAGAGGAUGGCAACAGCGACAGCGACUCUGAUAGCGGCGACGAGCCCGCGGCAGAAACAGAUGCAUACUAAUUCAAUGCAGUAUUUGUAUCUUACUCAAUUUC
Kickxella alabastrina is the source of this 845-nucleotide messenger RNA. RefSeq names its product Isy1-like splicing factor. The coding region runs from base 145 to 813 and encodes 222 amino acids. The transcript has 2 exons. Gene Ontology annotation, biological process: generation of catalytic spliceosome for second transesterification step; mRNA 3'-splice site recognition. The record is from RefSeq and is a predicted model, not a curated record. Lineage: Eukaryota; Fungi; Kickxellomycota; Kickxellomycetes; Kickxellales; Kickxellaceae. Gene Ontology annotation, cellular component: post-mRNA release spliceosomal complex; Prp19 complex; catalytic step 2 spliceosome.